Rangifer tarandus platyrhynchus (Svalbard reindeer) is the source of this 1410-nucleotide messenger RNA. The record is from the annotation of a GenBank genome assembly. Lineage: Eukaryota; Metazoa; Chordata; Mammalia; Artiodactyla; Cervidae.
AUGCCCUCGCUCGGGGACCUGCUGCGCGACUGGCACCAGGGCGCGCAGGCCGUGGCGCGCGGGGACUGGGACUGCGCCCUGCACCUCUUCUCGAGCGUCUCGGAGCCGCCCGCCAGGGUGAGCUUCAACGUGGGCUGCGUGCACCUGCUGGCCGGGGACCCGGAGGCCGCGCUGCGGGCAUUUGACCAGGCAGUGACCAAGGACACCUGCCUGGCUGUCGGCUUCCUCCAGCGCGGAGUGGCCAACUUCCAGCUGGAGAGGUUCCAGGAGGCCCUGUCGGACUUCCAGCGCACCCUGGCCCAGCUGAGGGACAACGCCACCAUCGACUACACCCAGCUGGGCCUGCAGUUCAAGCUGCAAGCCUGGGAGGUGCUGUUCAAUGUGGCUGCAGUGCAGAGCCAGCUGGGGCUCUGGGCAAAGGCCGCCUGCAGCCUGGGGGACGCCCUCUCCAAGGGGCCAGAAGGGGCCCGCAACGACCUGGACAUAGCCCUGGGCCAAGUGCAGAAACAGGUCCCCCUGCAGCCUCGGCAGGUCCCCAGGGGUGAGGUCUUCCGGCCUCAUAGGCGGCACCUGGAGCACCUGGAGCCUGUGGAUUUCCUGGGCAAGGCCAAGGUGCUGGCCUCCACCCUCCCCGCCGACUCACAGAGGGUCGCCCCGCCGCAGCCACAGGCUCUGGACGCGUGUGCUGAAGCCAGGCCCAGGGCCGCUGCAUGGGCCUGUGACACUGACCCUGGCAGAGCUGGCACCCCCUGCAGCCCCAGGACACCUGCUGACGCGGAGAUGGAGGUCAGCUCCGGCCAGGCUGGGCAGCACGACCACAGCACGCCGGUCACUCACGAGAGUGCCCACGGGGAGCAUGCUGGCCAGCAGGUUCCUCCAGGGCUGCUGGCAGCCGGGGGGCCUGGCCCUGGCCCCUCCGAGGAACCCGCCGGCGCUGGAGGCGUGACAUCGGGGGACUCUGAGUCCUUGGUGACCGUCACCGUGCAGUGUGCCCUCACCCUGACCCUGACGGCCCCGAGAGGAGCUGACCUGUCCAGCCUACGGGCCCUGAUGAGCCAGGCCCUGCCCCGCCACGCCCAGCAUGCCCAGCUCAGCUACCGAGACCCCAGCGAGGACGGGCGCUGGAUGCCCCUCUCUGGGGAAGAGGUGCUGCGGGGGGCCUGGCGGAACGCGGCCGGCCCCGGGGGUCUGCAGCUGCAGUGCCGGGGAGUGGGCGGCCGGCCUGUCCUUUACCAAGUGGUGGCCCAGCAUGUCUAUUCCGCCCAGAGGCCCGAGGAUCUGGCCUUGCAGCCGGGAGACACCGUGGACGUCCUGUGCGAAGUGGACCAGGCGUGGCUGGAGGGCCACUGUGAUGGCCGCAUCGGCAUCUUCCCCAAGAGCUUCGCCGGCCCGGCUGCGCAGCACGCCUGA